This is a messenger RNA of Trichoplusia ni (cabbage looper), 1082 nucleotides long. RefSeq names its product larval cuticle protein A2B-like (gene CPR57). The coding region runs from base 381 to 920 and encodes 179 amino acids. The transcript is spliced from 4 exons. The record is from RefSeq and is a predicted model, not a curated record. Gene Ontology annotation, cellular component: extracellular matrix. NCBI's taxonomy places the organism in Eukaryota, Metazoa, Arthropoda, Insecta, Lepidoptera, Noctuidae.
CGUCAAAACGGGACCAAUAGAACACAUAAAUGGGGAUCACGAAGCAGAAUAAUAACCAAUCAAAUCGGCGCGUUAACAGUACAUGUAUGGGACAGUUAACACGGCUGUUACGCCUUCAUUAAGCGAAGCCACGGGAAUUAGGACAUGGAUUGAGAUUGACAAGACUACCAUUGAUUAGGAUAGGCAAUGGACACGUUAUGAAAAUGUACUCGAAGGUGCGUAACUUGAAUACUCAAUAAGCGUGAAACUACCAAGGAUUGUCAGGAAUUGACAAAUAUGGAGUCGGCGAGCGUAUAAAUACGAGCAUCGGGUCUAAAACUCAUUAUAACAUUAUACACACAGUUUGGAUAACGUUCUCAGGCGCACUGACAUCUAGCAACAUGUUCAGUUUCAUCGCGAUUGCAUGCUUGCUCGGCGUAGCGUCGGCUGCCCCCUCCGGGUAUGGCGAUCUACCCAUUGCUACCAGCAGCAUCUCAGUUCCUCGUUAUGGCUUCAACUACGCUGUCAACGACCCCGUGACUGGUGACAACAAAGCGCAGACGGAAUCCCGCGACGGAGGCGUUGUCAAGGGCUCGUACUCUCUGACGGAACCUGACGGCACCAUCAGAGUGGUGGACUAUACCGCCGACCCCGUCUCAGGAUUCAACGCCGUAGUGAAGCGUAUUGGCCCAGCCGCUCACCCACAAAGCUACGUCGCCGCUCCCGUGGUCAGCAAGCAGAUUGUGGCCCCGAUUGCUGCUGCACCUAUCGCCCCUAUUGCCGCCGCACCCAUUACUAACGCCUACGCUUCAGGUCUUGGCCUCGGCGGCUACGCCGACAGCGGCCUUGACCUCGGCAGUUACAACUUGGGCUACGGUGGUCUCGGCUACGGAAUCGGCGGUCUCGGCGGUCUCGGUGGUCUCGGCGACUGGAAGCACUAAGUGAUAGCGUGAUAGCAAGUGCCUGAACCCCAACGGACGUUAUUGCGACCUUACUCUCCUUUCGCAUCUGAAUGUUCCAUGUUCAUAGGCGAUACGAAUAGUAUAGGUUGAUCAUGUAUUUGUGAAAUACUGGAAUAAAUAAGUGUCACUGUGUUGUAAAUA